AUGAUAGACACUCGGCUUUCCGAAGCAGAUGAAGAUGGUGAGUUUCAUAGUGGUUUGAAUCAUCACAAAUGUCCAUUUGCAGAUGGUCAGAUCAGACGUAGUUCAAGUCCAUCGAACACAUCUUUCAACAGUAGUAGUCGUAAACGUUCUAAAAAUAUGAAUCGUUAUUCUCAACAGCAACAACGUCGUGCAAAACAACAAAUUAAAAAGGUGCAAGCAACGAUCGAUGGUGAAGAAUCAAAAGAAGAGCUAAGUGAACGAUUAGAAAAACGUCGAAAUCGUUUUAAUAACGAUGAACAGCAACAGUCAGAAAAUACUACCGAACAAGCGUCAUUAGUAGAAACUGUAAAAGAGUUCAAACCGAUUCAAGCUCCCGAUGUCGCCAUUCCUUCCAGUCAACAAAAAACAAUAAUUGGUACAUGUCAAAAGUUAGAAAAAAAUUAUCUUCGUUUGACAAGUGUAAGUUUCUGAUUGAAUAUUUGCCUACUAGUAUUCCAUGCUCAUCUGUUGUAGGAAGCUGAUCCGACAACAAUUCGCCCCU
Messenger RNA from Didymodactylos carnosus, 541 nucleotides. The record is from the annotation of a GenBank genome assembly. NCBI's taxonomy places the organism in Eukaryota, Metazoa, Rotifera, Eurotatoria, Philodinida, Philodinidae.